Pyrus x bretschneideri (Chinese white pear) is the source of this 864-nucleotide messenger RNA. RefSeq lists its product as uncharacterized. The transcript is spliced from 6 exons. The record is from RefSeq and is a predicted model, not a curated record. NCBI's taxonomy places the organism in Eukaryota, Viridiplantae, Streptophyta, Magnoliopsida, Rosales, Rosaceae. The coding region runs from base 62 to 679 and encodes 205 amino acids.
ACAUCUUCACAUAAACCUCCCUCUCUCUCUCUCUCUCUCUCUCUCUAAAAAACUGAUACAAAUGGCUUUCUCUAACUCCAUGGCCUUUUUAGCUGUGCUUCUGAUAGCGCUGCCCAUCACUGCUUUCGCCUGGGACUUGCCGAAUAACAAUACUAUUGGCGCUCAAAUAUGUGACCAAAUUGAGUGUGGAAAGGGAACAUGCAAAGCCGAUUUAACCAAACCAUUAGGUUACACCUGCCAGUGCGACGCUAACUGGAAGCGAACGCGUGACGGUGAUGAUGAUAUGGAGUUUCUCCCCUGUGUCAUCCCCAACUGCUCACUGAACUACAACUGCCAGCCAGCUCCACCUCCAGUUACUCAGAAUGAUGUUCCUAACAAUAGAUCCGCCUUUGAUCCUUGUUACUAUGCUUACUGCGGAGAAGGUACAUGCGUAAGGAACAGCACAUACCAUUACACACCCUUCUGUGAAUGCAAAUCCAGCGCCACUAAUCUUCUCGAUGUCGCGGCUUUUCCCUGCUACUAUCAAUGCGCGCUUCAGGCUGACUGCGCGAGCCUCGGAAUUAAGGUUGCAAACUCAAAUUCCUCCACGGACAAUAGUGAAGCUACGUCGUUUUUGCCCGGAAAGUUCCAGUUGAUGGCCGUAGUGAUGCUGUCUGUGGGUUUGAUUCUGAGGAAGUAGGGUGCAAGAAACCGCCACAGUCGAGAUUCUGCAUCACAUUUGUUCUUGUUUGAUCAUACUUUAGUUUCAAUCACUUCAGAUUCAUUUUUUCGUUGUAACAUUGCUUUGAUGUUUCCCCAGUUCAUCAGUUUGUAUAAAGUCAGUUUGCUUAAAUAAAACGACACACGGUCAUAGCCCGAUGACUC